AUGGAAAAAGCCAUCAAAGCCAUAGAAAAGUUUUUCACGGUGUCUGCUGAAGAAAGAGAGAUAAAAAAAAAUAAAUCUUCAAGGACAUCUGUAUGUUGCGGGGCCAUUAUUUCACUGGACCGGUGCAGUUACAGUGAAAACGUGCAGCCAACAUGGCCGAGAGUUCAAAGUAAGGAGCGCUGCGUCCGGGAUGAAGCACGAUCGCUGGGGCAGCGUGUGGACGGAGAACGAUUCACGGGAGAAACCGGAGUGUCUGCUCCUGACACCGUCGAGCUGAGAGUACCGCGAUUUCACCAAGAGAGGGCAACGUUUGCCAGCGUAGGCUGCAGCUUUGCAAAUACCCUCUCUGCAGGCUUCAGUGUCAGUUUCAUUCCCUUCAGGCAGGAAAGCCCGGCUCUGCAGACGCCGUCAGGAAAAUUUAUGGCAGAAGAUUUGUAUGCCAGGAAAAGGUGGCACAGAGUGCAAUAUCUGACAGAGCAAUUCUGGAGUAGAUGGAAGAAGGAGUAUCCAGCAAACAUCACCCUCAGACAGCGCUGGCACUCUUCAAGACGAAAUGUGAAGAUUGGAGAUAGUGUCAUUGUAAAAGAGGAAGAGAUUCCUUGUAGUGAAUGGAGACUUGGAAGAGUGCUUGGUGGUUGUGAAGAUGAAGAUGGACUGGUGCGAAGAGUCACAAUACAAUUAGGAAAUAAAAAGCUAGGAAAAGAGGGUCAACGACUCAUUAAUCCAUCCAUUCUUGAAUGUCUUGUACUUGUAGAAAACAACUAAAAUGUGUUCCAAUGGAACCAAUUUCUAAACGCCUACCUAUGUGGAGAGUUUAAAGUAUCAGUCUUGAUCUCAGAGUUUGUUAGAAAUACCAACUAUUUGGUUCCAGAAAUUGUUAAUUUAUCCAAAUAUUUGUAUAAAGGUUAUCAUAAAUCAUAGUAAUUUGGUGAGAAUGUCACUGUCUCAGAGACAUGAUUCAUUGAGAUGUUUAUUUUAUAUGUUUCUGUCAUAAAUUCAUGAUUGAGUUCAUAUAGUUGUAAAAAAUUAAGUGAUAAAUAAGAUGUUAAAAGGUAACAUUGAUAAAAAAAUUUGUCUAAAACAUAUCACCUGAAAAUAUUGUUUGAUUAAAAAUUUUGUGCUCUUUAUGUAAGGUUUUAAUUAAUGUAGAGUGUAAGAGCUUAGUAAGAGCAUGACUGCAGCAUUAUGGGUCAGAACCAACAUGGAUGUAGAGAAAGACAUAUGGCCAAAAUAACCAUAUUCUGCAUGUGGUCCAAGAGCUGCACAUGGUAAUUGCUUUCAGUUGUUUUAUGUUGUGUAUAAUGCUGUUGAUGUGCCUUUACAUGGACCGUGUGAUACAUUUUCAGUGAUUUUAUUUGAUUUCAGCACACUUCUGUUGUGCAAACAUGUUUUGGUCCUGUUUAUCAGCGCACACCAGCUUGAGGGCUUUAAAAGACUGAGAGAUGUAUGCUUCAAACCUUUUAUCUCCUUUAUUUUCUUAUAGUUUUCAUGGUGUCUGCUGAAGAAAGAGAGAGAAAUAAAAAUAAAUAUUCAAGGACAUCUGUAUGAUGCCUGCCAUUAUUUCAUUGGACCUGUGUAACAGGCAGAAACCAUUCAAUGUUAUCUCAGUACAUGUCACCACAUUCCACAUUUCCUUGCAACGUAUUCUGCCACAUGACCACCAACUCCAAUUUGAAUUCUUCUAAGACUUAAGAUUAUCAAAAAAUACAAGGGGAUUUUGAUCAACUGUGUAAAUGCACCAAGGAAUGGCAACUGAGACUUAAUUUCGGUAAGUGGGAAGGGUUACAUUUUUGAAAGUAAAAUCAAUGUAAAGACUUUCCACAGUGAACAGCAGAGUCCAGGGAGUGAUGGGCCUUGGAGUACAAGCACAUGGUUCCCAGAAAGUGGGUUCAGAUAUCAGAAUCAGUUUUAAUAUCACUGGCAUACAGCAUGUCGUGAAAUUUGUUGUUUUGUAGCAGCAGUAAAUUGCAAUAAAUAUUAAUAAAAACUAUGAAUUACAUUAAGUAUAUAUGUGUAUAUAUACACAUUUAAAUUAAGUAUGUCGUGCAAAAAGAAAAGAAUAGUGUUCAUGGGAUCACUCUCCAUUCAGAAUUUGAUGGCAGAGGGAAAGAAGCUGUUCCCGAAAUGUAGAGUUUGUUUCUUCAGGGUCCUGUAUCUCCUCGAUGGUAGUAACGAGAAGAGGUCAUGUCCUUAU
Molecule: messenger RNA, 2194 nt
Organism: Hypanus sabinus (Atlantic stingray)
Lineage: Eukaryota; Metazoa; Chordata; Chondrichthyes; Myliobatiformes; Dasyatidae
Exons: 3
Coding region: 1-765 (254 amino acids)
Source: RefSeq, a predicted model, not a curated record